This is a messenger RNA of Dracunculus medinensis (Guinea worm), 858 nucleotides long. Lineage: Eukaryota; Metazoa; Nematoda; Chromadorea; Rhabditida; Dracunculidae. The record is from the annotation of a GenBank genome assembly.
UUGAAUAAUGAUGAAGUUGAUAAUAAUGGUCGUGUGAUUCAUUUAAGAGGAUUUGAUGAUUGGGCUCCUCCGCGAAAACAAUGGAUUUUUUCUUUGCAUGCUCAGUGUUAUAGGUUUGGUAUUUCCCUUUUCUUUUGCAAGGAUUUUAAUCCAUUGCACAAAAGAAAAAUUUAUGCUCGUCGUAUGCGUUACUGUGAUUAUUUUGGUCGAUUAUUUUGCCAGAGGUGUCAUCAAGGAUCUAAGACAAAAACUCCUGCUCGUAUCAUUCAUCAGUGGAAUUUUAAGGAAUAUCCGGUUUGCGAUAUGGCAUAUCGUUUCCUUAGUGACAAUUAUUUUCAACCAGUUAUCAAUGCCUCUGCUAUUUUUUGUCGUUUCUAUAACAACAGUCGAUCACUUAAAAAACUACAUGAUUUAAGAAUACAGCUUGUUCAUAUUUGGUCGUAUAUAAAGACGUGUGAACUUGCUAAAACAGUUCAAACAAAUCUUAAUACGAUGUUUACUUCCGUACCAAAUCAUUAUUUAACAGCUUUCGACGUUUUUUCGUUGAGUGAUCUAGAGAAUAUUGAGAACGGUGAAUUAUUUCGACUUAUUCAUCCACUGGUGCAGUAUGGUCAAUUACAUAUCGAAAACUGUGAGAGAUGUAAAGCGAAAGCAUUUAUUUGUGAACUAUGUGCAGAAGAUGAUUUACUUUUUCCAUUUCAACUUAAUAAAAUAUAUCGUUGCAAUGAAUGUGGGUCGCUAUUUCAUGGAAAAUGUGCUAAAAAAUUGAUUAAAUCAUUGAUUAAAUGUCCGAAAUGUAUUCGAAUUGAGAUUAAUUUGUUAGUUUUCAUUCAAUUCCAUUUCAAAAUAAUUUAUUGA